GGCCGUCCGGGAGCAUGUGGGGGGCUCGGGCGGCGGGGAACGCGGCCGUGGCGAGUUGCCGUGCGCUGCACGGUUUCGGGAGACCGCUAACGAAGAUGCUCCGCAGAAAGAAGAAGAAGUUCUGGUACGACAGCCCUAUGCUGGGACCUGGAAUGAUAUAUGAGCCAACCAAGCAAGCUGACCCGGCAAAAACUAGAAGAGGAGAUACCAUACGCUGCAAAGUCUUGAAUGGUCUUAUUCAUAAAGCUGUGGCAGAGAUGAUGAGUAGCUGUGAGAUUAAUAAAGAGGUUUAUGAUCUCAAGCUGGAAAUCUGCAAGGUGUCCCUGGCAUCCAACUUUUCAGCAUGUCGUGUGUACUGGAAUCCUGCUUCUACUACAGCCAGUGAUAAUUAUGUUGAAGGGGUGCUGCGGAAAAGUGCUCCACGUAUCCGGUAUCUUCUGAUGAGUCAACGAAUCCUAGGAAAUAUGCCCCCAGUAGUAUUUGUAAAAGACAAAGCAGCUGCAGCUGUAAAAGAGGUUGAGGAAUUGUUGGCUGUUGCUGAUUUUGGACCUCAGGAAGAAGAAACGUCUCAAAAUAAUUCCAGUGAAUCAUUCUCUUCUGCAACUCAAUCUUCAGACUCACCUAUCCGGUCUAAUCUUUUUGGGAUUGAUCAUGAACUGCUGAAUAAGCAGAUAAAGGAAUACAAAAAACUGAAACUGUCAAGAAUUACAGAAAGUGUUCCGUGGACGCAAAGCCAGGCGCAGCAGCUGUCUAAGAUUCAAAAGAAAAUGAAAAAGAAGAAAACAAAGAAUAUUCCCGACGAUGACAUUACACCACAGAAAUACUUACUGGGCAGAUAUGAAGCUGAUUACGUCGACGAUAGCGCUGAAUCGAUGUCAGACUGUGAGCUGGAGGAUGAGUUACAGGAGGUAAACGAAUUAGAGGCAAACGAGGACAAAACUCCAAGUGAGCCUACCGUGAAACUGAAAUGAGGUGGAAGGAGUUGCUCCCUUGGAAAUUGUGAGUGCCAGUGGCACAAAAACGAAUGUCACAGCUACUGAAAGAUUAGUUUUGUACCUCCCGUUUACCACUUCCUCUUUCAGAGCUGCAGGUCUGGCACACAUGGUGUACAACUGCUGGUAUGUUAGAAAAAUGAAAAUGCUGUUUGUCACAAACUGCUGAGCAGCUUUAAAGCAGCUGUAGUUGUAGGAAUUCUAGCCAGAGAGCAGCUUUCUAAUAGCAAAACAUACAUUGUGCAGCAGUGUGAGCUAAAUCUUCCUGCAGUUUUGUUACUUCCAAUAAAAUUAUUGUUUCUAUGCUGAAAUGUUUUUUCAAAAAUAAACUGGAACAAAAUAA
Centrocercus urophasianus (Greater sage-grouse) is the source of this 1335-nucleotide messenger RNA. It is a transcript of the gene RBFA, whose product is annotated as ribosome binding factor A. NCBI's taxonomy places the organism in Eukaryota, Metazoa, Chordata, Aves, Galliformes, Phasianidae. The transcript has 7 exons. The record is from RefSeq and is a predicted model, not a curated record. The coding region runs from base 15 to 971 and encodes 318 amino acids. Gene Ontology annotation, biological process: rRNA processing.